This is a messenger RNA of Thrips palmi, 1625 nucleotides long. It is a transcript of the gene betaggt-II, whose product is annotated as geranylgeranyl transferase type-2 subunit beta. The record is from RefSeq and is a predicted model, not a curated record. The transcript is spliced from 7 exons. Bases 168 to 1169 code for a protein of 333 amino acids. Gene Ontology annotation, cellular component: Rab-protein geranylgeranyltransferase complex. NCBI's taxonomy places the organism in Eukaryota, Metazoa, Arthropoda, Insecta, Thysanoptera, Thripidae. Gene Ontology annotation, biological process: protein geranylgeranylation. Gene Ontology annotation, molecular function: Rab geranylgeranyltransferase activity.
AUUGGUUGGUCACGAACCUAUGAUGAGAAAUUAGUAGUGCUGUUUAUUUGUGCUAAAGCUGUCACAAUCAUUUGUGAAGUUUUUUGACAAUAUCUCUGUAGAAGUCGAAGUUCCAGUGGUUUCUUCAGAUUUUUCGAACUGCAUAUGUUGUAUUGGAACCUGGCCAAAUGGCAAAACCAAUGCGAGAUAUUCAGUUGCCGAAGGACUCACCAUCAGAACUGUUGUUACAAAAGCACAUUGAAUUUCUUGCCAACUAUGGAACAGACAAAAAUGAUUAUGAGUUUUGUAUGACGGAGUAUAUGAGGAUGUCAGGAAUGUAUUGGGUCAUGACUGCCUUGGAUCUAGUCGGAUGCAAAGAUAGGUUACCUGCUGAUGAAGUAAUAUCUGCUGUCGCAAAAUGUCAAGAAGACACUGGGGGCUUCAUUCCGAGCCCUGGCCAUGACGCCCAUAUUCUGUACACUCUCAGCGCUGUGCAGAUUUUAGUAAUGUAUGAUGCAGUUGACCUCAUUAAUGUAGAAUCUCUAGUAUCGUAUGUAGUUGGGUUACAACAGAAGGAUGGUAGCUUUUUUGGAGACAAAUGGGGUGAGGUGGACACAAGAUUUUCUUUCUGUGCUGUUGCCUGUCUUUCUCUUGUGAAUCGUCUGGAUGCCAUUGAUGUCGAUAAAGCAGUCGAGUUUGUCAUGAGCUGCAUGAAUUUUGAUGGGGGAUUUGGAUCUCGCCCGGGUGCUGAAAGUCAUGCAGGCCUCAUAUAUUGCUGUGUGGCGUUCCUCUCAAUUACUGGUGAGCUGCACAGAGUGGACGCUGACCUUUUGGGGUGGUGGCUGUGUGAGAGACAAUUACCAUCGGGUGGUCUGAAUGGACGCCCUGAAAAGCUGCCAGACGUAUGUUAUUCGUGGUGGGUGCUCUCCUCACUCAGCAUUCUGGGACGGCUACACUGGGUACACAAAGAUCAACUUGUUAGAUUUAUUUUAGCUUGCCAGGACACAGAGACUGGUGGCUUCAGUGAUCGCCCUGGAGAUAUACCUGAUCCUUUCCACACUCUGUUUGGCUUGGCAGCUCUUUCACUGUUAGGGGAUUCAGAGAAAAUCAAGUCAGUAGACCCUACAUAUUGUAUGCCUGUACAUGCCCUUCAAAAGCUUGAAUCAAAACCGCAACGGCUGUACAUUUGAGAGGUUGGCCUAAAGGGGACUAAUGCACAAAGGGGUCUUCUGGUGUGCACAAAAGUUGCGGUGUAUUUACAAGAAUGUUGUACUAUAAAUGUUAUAUUAUAAAUUAUUAUAAGUGUAUACUGACCAUAUCUUGCUUUGACAUUAAUUUAAUCAGUGUCAUUAUGUCAAGGUGUAACUUUGGUAAUCAUAUUUUUAUAUACCUUUUUAAUGUCCUAGCAGGGAAGUAUUACGUACCACUGUUCAUUUUAAGAAUUUGAAACAAUUCAUUGUGAUCAAGUCUGUAAGGUUGCCCUGCUCCUGCAGUAAGGAAUCAAAUUUGCAUUGUUUAAAAUCAUGACAUGUUUCCAAUUGUUGUUUUUUUUUGUUUGUUGUUAGUUCUUUUGUAGGGGGUGUAGAUAUGGUACUGCAGCGCUUCAGCUGUUGUUAAAUAAAGCAAUAAACCGGUUUCUUUCCUCA